Panicum virgatum (switchgrass) is the source of this 2658-nucleotide messenger RNA. RefSeq names its product transcription factor PHYTOCHROME INTERACTING FACTOR-LIKE 15-like. Gene Ontology annotation, biological process: regulation of DNA-templated transcription. The transcript is spliced from 7 exons. The coding region runs from base 343 to 2190 and encodes 615 amino acids. The record is from RefSeq and is a predicted model, not a curated record. Gene Ontology annotation, molecular function: protein dimerization activity; DNA-binding transcription factor activity. NCBI's taxonomy places the organism in Eukaryota, Viridiplantae, Streptophyta, Magnoliopsida, Poales, Poaceae.
CCCCACGUCUUAUCUCCCGCAGGGCAACAGUGCCCGCAGCUUGCCCUCCCGCUCGCUGUUAACUGCCAUUUCCCACCGAGCUGAGGCCGAGAGCUCCCAGCCCCCCUCCUGUAGCCAAGCUCGGCUCCUGAGCAACAAGAAGCAAGCAGCACCAGCAGCAGCAGAGGCAGAACCAACCGGUUAGCCGUCGCGUUCGAUCAACAGCCAGUCCGCUGUUGCGCCGCCGCCGCGAUCUCUGUUCCCAGUGCGCUCACCUCCACCAAGCGUGCCUUGCCUGCUGUCCCCUCCCCCUGCGCCUGCUCGCCGCGAGCCCCUGUGUCGUCCACCGAGCUCCAGGCCCAGAUGUCCGACGGCAACGAGUUUGCAGAGCUUCUGUGGGAGAACGGGCAUGCAGUGGUGCACGGGCGGAGGAAGCAGCCGCCCCAGACCUCGUUCCCGCCCUUCACCUGCGGCGCUGCCAGCAGCAGCCGGGCUCAAGAAAAGCAGCCGGGCGGUGACCCCGUGGCGCUGUUGAAGACAGGAGGUGUCUUCGGUGCCGGCGGCUUGGCCCCGUCGCUUCACGACUUCUCCUCCGGCCUAGACGCCACCCGUGAUAACGGUGAUCUUGAUGACACCGUGCCCUGGAUCCACUACCCCAUCAUCGAGGAAGACACCGCCGAGCCUGCCCUUGCGGGCAGCUACAGCCCGGAUUUCUUCUCGGAGCUCCAUGCAGCGGCGGCGGCGGCGACGAACCUCGGCUCCCUGCCACCACCUGUCCAGCACACCAACACCAACAGGAGUAACCCGGUCGUCACCACCAGCAGAGAACCAGAACCCUCAAAGGAAAGCCACCGCUUACCGAUUCCAGGUCCAGCCACCUGGCCUGAACCACAAGCCGAGUUCGCGGCCACCAAGCAGCCUCGGCUGGGCGGCAGCGGAGAGGGCUUGAUGAACUUCUCCCUCUUCUCUAGGCCGGCCGCCAUGGCGCGAGCAAGCCUGCAGAACGCGCAGAGGCCGCCACAAACAGGCACGGACAAGGCUUCCAAUGUCACCACGAGCACCCGUGUGGAGUCGACGGUCCUCCAGUCGGCCAGGGGGGCAAGAGCUGCCCCUGGGUUCACGGAGCAGAGGACGGCGUGGCCACAACAGCCCAAGGAGGUGCGGUUCUCCUGCACGGCAGCACCGACAGCUGGUAACCUGCAGCAAGAGAUGCCCCCGGACAGACUUGCCAGCAUGGCUCUGCAGAAAAAGGUUGAGACCAGGAAGGCGCCCGAGGCCGCAGUCGCAACUUCGUCGGUCUGCUCCGGCAAUGGCGCUGGAACAGGAAAUGACGAGUCCUGGCGCCAACACAAGAGGAAGAGUCAAGCCGAGUGCUCUGCUAGCCAAGAUGAUGACCUUGAAGAUGAGUCCGGUGGCAUGAGAAGAUCUGGCAGCAGAGGCACGAAGCGCAGUCGCACCGCCGAGGUGCACAAUUUGUCAGAAAGGAGGAGAAGAGACCGGAUCAACGAGAAAAUGCGCGCCUUGCAAGAACUCAUCCCCAACUGCAACAAGAUUGACAAAGCUUCAAUGCUCGACGAAGCGAUUGAGUACCUCAAAACCCUUCAGCUUCAAGUUCAGAUGAUGUCCAUGGGAAGUGGGCUGUGCAUUCCUCCAAUGCUGCUGCCACCAACCAUGCAGCACUUGCAAAUCCCCCCAAUGGCUCAUUUCCCUCAUCUUGGCAUGGGUUUGGGGUAUAGGAUGGGUGUCUUCGACAUGAACAGCACCCCAGCGGUUCCAUUUCCGUCUAUGCCUGGUGCUCACUUUCCUUGCCCAAUGAUCCCAGGCCCACCACCACAAGGUCUUGGAAUGCCUGGCAGAAACACGGUACCAAUGUUUGGACUUCCCGGUCAAGCAAUACAUCCACCAGCAUCUAGUGUACAACCAUUUCCAUAUUUGGCUGGGCUUCCUGUUAGGCCAAACCUGCCCCCUCAAGUCUCAGCAGCCAUGGCUAACAUGGUGCAGCAGCAAGACGUAGCAACUCAACAACAGCAGAACAUGAAUAAUGAAGCUCGACGGGGAGCAAAUACAGGAGAUCCAGAAUUACAGACCAUCCUGCAGGUUGAGAACCGGCAUUUUAGUGUACCCUCUUCAGCACAAACAGAAAGCGGUCAGUUCUUGGAUAGUGGCAGCAACAGGACUGAUACUGCAGAGAGAAAUGGGCCUGAAACAUAACACCGGCAUGGAAGUGUGUGUGAUUUGACUCCAGUGCUAAAGUUGAGAGAAAUUACUGGAUUUUGCACAAAACUCAUAUCGGAAAGUACACAGCUCAUGAUUUUUCAGGUCCCAACUAACAAGCUCCAGAUGUGAAAAUUAGCAAGUCAUCCUGGAACAACUUACCGUGUUUCAAGAUCCACGAAAGCUGAUCUAUGACUUGACAAGAGAGCCCAAUCAAUCGAGAUGGAAUGAAUUGUUGGCACGAGUCAAGCUUUAGUGAGCUAAGAUGCUCAAAAGUUUUGUGUAAAAUAUAGAUGGUAGGUGCAAACUAGUUACAAGCUGCAAGUCUUGACAGCCAGUGCAGUUUUCCUUGAGUAUUUUUUCUUGCUUCACUAAAGUCUUCUUGGACCAAUAUGUCUUAUUUUCCAAACAUAUUCUGCGAUCAUAUGCAAAGGAUCUCGGUCUCCAUAUACUGGGUCUGCUUUA